AUACGGCCGGACCAGUGAACGGGGUCGUCUCCAUCGCCGGCCACCGUUUGCACCGAUGGCUGAUUUACCACGUUGACCUCUCAAACACCUGCUGGUGUGUGUCCCCCAGACCUGGCCUCAGCCUGACAGUGAACACACCCCGUUCACACACCUACAAUGAGAUGCUGAGCGAAGGUUUGUGCCAAACCUCGCUAUAAACAAAUAAACAAACGCACAAACAGGGCAUCCUGCCAUCGAAACCAAGAAGAAGGGACGCGCGUGUGCUGACCAGUCAGGACAAGAUGAGCCCAAUAGAAACGGGCAAGCGGCGGAGGCCCGUCCCUGAGCCGCCAUGGCGUUGGCGCCCCUAUCAGGCAGGGUGUGGCCGUGACGAGUUUACAGCCCCUAAGCAAAGGGUAAAGUUCCCCUGGGGCGGCGUGCAUUAGGACAGUCGGCACAGCGCCACGCUCGUCUGCACUCUGUACGAAGGCCCACUCGGUGACCAUGUCCACCGCCGUCGAGGUGACCGGCUUCGUGCUGUGUGUGGCCGCCUGGUUGCUCAGCGGCAUGGCGCUUGCCAACGACUACUGGAAGGUGUCUUCGUUCUCGGGCAGUGUGAUCACGUCGGCGCGGCAGUACGAGAACCUCUGGCACUCCUGCGCAGAGAGCAGCACCGGCAUCACCAAUUGCCGCGACUUCGAAUCCAUGCUCUCGCUGUCGGCCUACAUGCAGGCGUGUCGUGCGCUCAUGAUCAUCUCCAUGAUCCUCGGCCUCAUCGGAGUCAUCGCCUCCAUCAUGGGCCUGAAAUGCACCAAGAUCAGCUCAAGUGCCGAUGACACCAAGGCCAAGAUGGCCACGACCAGCGGCGCCAUCUACAUCUUGUCGGGCCUGUGUGUGCUGACGGCCGUGAGCUGGUACGCCUCCCGCGUCGUGCAGGACUUCAACAACCCGUUCUACUUCGACCUCAAGUACGAGUUCGGUGCCGGACUCUACAUGGGCUGGGGAGCCGCGGGCCUCUCCAUGGUGGGAGGAGCCUUCCUCUGCUGCUCCUUCAGAAGGACGAUGAAGGGAUCGGCGAACGGGGGAUACUAUGACAAGAGGAGCCAAGGCCAAGUGUACAGAGCAGCGGCCGCGUCCGAGGCGUCGAAGGCCUUCGUGUGAUGUGUUCGCUGGCACCAGCUUCUUCGCGCUGCUCCUUUUUCCUCUUCUCUCUUUUCCGUGUAAUUUCGGCCUCUUUCUUCUUCACUCCUGAUGAGCGUUAAUCAGAAGCCCAUUCAGUUAUUAGACAUGAAUCAGUC
Molecule: messenger RNA, 1277 nt
Organism: Scleropages formosus (Asian bonytongue)
Lineage: Eukaryota; Metazoa; Chordata; Actinopteri; Osteoglossiformes; Osteoglossidae
Gene: cldn15la
Product: claudin 15-like a
Exons: 5
Coding region: 484-1140 (218 amino acids)
Cellular component (GO): membrane; bicellular tight junction
Molecular function (GO): structural molecule activity
Source: RefSeq, a predicted model, not a curated record